Messenger RNA from Sardina pilchardus (European sardine), 1116 nucleotides. It is a transcript of the gene nkx1-2b, whose product is annotated as NK1 transcription factor related 2-like,b. Bases 1 to 1116 code for a protein of 371 amino acids. The record is from RefSeq and is a predicted model, not a curated record. Lineage: Eukaryota; Metazoa; Chordata; Actinopteri; Clupeiformes; Clupeidae. Gene Ontology annotation, molecular function: RNA polymerase II cis-regulatory region sequence-specific DNA binding; DNA-binding transcription factor activity, RNA polymerase II-specific. The transcript has 2 exons. Gene Ontology annotation, cellular component: nucleus. Gene Ontology annotation, biological process: regulation of transcription by RNA polymerase II; cell differentiation.
AUGAACAAGACUCAGAUUGGAGACACAGCAAUCGCCCCACCUGCGUCCGGAGUGGUCGCACAGACAGCGGUUAUUGUGGCGGUAUCUCCGGAGAGCAUGGACAACCUCAGCCCGAAGCGAGUGUCUGGCAACGAUUUAGAAAGAGAAGUGCUUCAAGGCGGGAGAGGAGACGCUUCACUGCGACAAGACCCCGCGCCAGCCGUCGCACCAACGGUCCAUCGGACGACUUCAUUUUCAGUUUUGGACAUUUUGGAUCCGAAUAAGUUUACAAGUAAAAAACCAAGAACAGUCAUCGACUUCACCUUAGGAGCAGAGAACCGAGGGGACGAGGAAUCGUCACAUGGAUCCGACCAGAAAACGUAUACAGACUACGAUACUUGUAAAAAAUCUUCAUCAUUAUCAAAAGAUAGCUAUGUGUACAGAUCUGACGAGUGUGAACACGACUUCAUCCAGGGGAACCACACGGACAGUGAGAUGCAGGACGAGCUGUGUAGCGAGGAGAGUAGCAGCGCGCUUAUGAGCAACGCGGACGGAGGAUUAGAUCCCCAUGAAGAGGACAACGCGCGAGAGAAAUCUCCAAGUCCUUCUUGCACACCAACACAGCAGUCGUCAUCAAACGGUCAAAGCAACCAGGUAAAACCUAAGAGAAAGCGCUCUGGGUCAGACUCCAAGUCGGGAAAGCCUCGGAGGGCUCGUACAGCAUUUACCUACGAACAACUUGUUGCACUCGAGAACAAAUUCAAGUCUACCAGGUACCUCUCCGUCUGUGAACGACUCAAUUUGGCGUUGUCACUCAGCUUGACAGAGACACAAGUGAAAAUCUGGUUUCAGAACCGGCGUACGAAGUGGAAAAAACAAAAUCCAGGGGCAGAUACCAGUGCCCCAACUGGCAGUGGCACGAACGGUCAGAACGGAUUGGGGGGUCUCAGCCCUCUGAGUCCGUCUCCUCCAAUGGGCGGCCAUCUGUCUAUGCACACCAGCUACCCGGGCCAUGCACCAGGGGGACUUGUCUGUACUGCUCAAUUACCGUUUCUGCCAAGUCAUGCAGUUCUCUCACCUUUCAUGUUAAGUUCACAGACAUAUGGGGCGCCCACAUUUUACACUCCGCACUUAUGA